AUGGUGAAAACACCAGAUAAGGAGGAGGAAAGAAACCAAAAUGCUAAACGGAAACAUCACAAUGAAGAAGGAGAAGAAGGAAAGGCCAAAAAAAUAAAAUCAGAAAGUUCAAAUAGUGAACUUGUGAAAUCUACAACCCCUCAAAUCGAAUUCGCAGAAAGCUCUGCAGAAAAAGAAACAGAGGCCAACAAAAUCAAAUCAGAAAGUUCAGAAAGAACUUUUCUUGAUGAAUUUCAGGGGAAAUCAACAACCGGGCGAAUCAAAAUUCCAGAAAAUUCUGACGACAAAGAAGAGCAAGAGGAAGAGGAAGAGGAAGAGGAGGCCAAGAAAAUGAUAUCAGAAUUUUCAAGAAUAUCUAUUUUUGGUGAAUAUCCUCUAGAAUUCGCAGAAAGUUCUGAAAAUGAAGUAGAAGAAACGGAAAUAGCUAUUUCUGGUGAAUAUGGACGAAUGGAAUUAGCAGAAAGUUCUGAUGAUGAUCAAGACGAAGAAACGAUGUUUUCAAGAAAAGCUAUUUUUGGUGGAUAUCGAAAAAGUGAAUUCACAGAAAGCUCUGAUGAUGAUCAAGAAGAAGAAAUGGUAUUCGCUUUUUUUGGUGCAUACAGACAAAUGGAAUUCGCAGAAAGUUCGGAUGAUGAUGAACAAGAAGAAGAAAUGGAAUUUCCAAAAGUAGAUCCUUUUGGUGAAUAUCGAGAUAUUGAAUUCUCAAAAAGGACUCCUGAAUUGGAAAAUGCACAUUUUGAUGAUGUAAAAAAUCAGAGUGUUUCAUUUGGAAAACACAACAUUCUUGAUGAAGAAGGAGGAGGAGGAGAAGAAGAAUUAUCACAACCAGAAUUAGGUUACAGCUUCGAUGGGGAAAAGUUAUCGAGACUCCCAAGUAUUCCCAACAAAAAAGUCAGUGUUGAAUAUUGCAGUAUGCCGUUUGAGCAGAAGAUAUUAAAAACUAAUGUUGAUGAGAUUAUUCUAAACACAGAUGAAGUGGAAAAAAAAAUUCUUCCAUUGCUUACAAGAGAAGAAAGUGAAGGACUUUUUUGCGAGGGAAUUCCAAUGAAAACUUACGAUGGACUUGGAAAUUGCUAUAUGAUGAUUUUCCAGUUUCGCGAUGACUUUUACAAACUUUGCAUUGGAUGGAAAAUGCUGUUUAAAGAUCACAAACUCUAUGAAGAUGGAGAGUGUUGUGUUUCUGUUUGGAUGUUUCGACACAAAAAAAAUAGUAAACCAUGUCUUGCUGUCAAGAUUAAAAGAAUUUGA
This is a messenger RNA of Solanum stenotomum, 1248 nucleotides long. RefSeq lists its product as uncharacterized. Lineage: Eukaryota; Viridiplantae; Streptophyta; Magnoliopsida; Solanales; Solanaceae. The record is from RefSeq and is a predicted model, not a curated record. The coding region runs from base 1 to 1248 and encodes 415 amino acids. The transcript has 2 exons.